AUGAAGAACUUAAUAUUUUUGGAUACAAUUGCUAAAGGAGAAUGUAAAUUUUAUGAUUGCUCUAUAGUUCUAUCUACUUGCAUGGAGAAUUAAUUUAAAGAUCAAAAAUAAGAACAAGCAUAUUUAUCAAGAUUAGAUGUUAUCGAUUGGAAGGUUGAAAGAGAAUAUAAACAAGAAAACAGUUGA
Paramecium octaurelia is the source of this 186-nucleotide messenger RNA. NCBI's taxonomy places the organism in Eukaryota, Ciliophora, Oligohymenophorea, Peniculida, Parameciidae. The record is from the annotation of a GenBank genome assembly.